Messenger RNA from Exophiala aquamarina CBS 119918, 1677 nucleotides. RefSeq lists its product as uncharacterized. Gene Ontology annotation, cellular component: peroxisomal membrane; cytosol. Bases 1 to 1677 code for a protein of 558 amino acids. The transcript has 3 exons. Lineage: Eukaryota; Fungi; Ascomycota; Eurotiomycetes; Chaetothyriales; Herpotrichiellaceae. The record is from RefSeq and is a predicted model, not a curated record. Gene Ontology annotation, molecular function: ATP binding; ATP hydrolysis activity. Gene Ontology annotation, biological process: protein import into peroxisome matrix.
AUGGGACGUGUCGAACCCUUUACGUUCGUCGAAGGCGUGAAAGACACGGCGAACAACGGUGGCUUCGAUGACUAUGUCGACAUCCUCUCGGCGAAAGUCGCAGAUGUUGACAUCCAAUUCAGCUCGCGUCUUCGAGCGCAAUACCCUGAAAUGAUCGUGACCACAGUCCCUGGCGGCAAUGUCAACCUGAUUUACUUUGCCGACCUUGGUUAUGCCCACUAUGAAGCAGAUACCGAGCACGAUACUCUCAGUCGAUGGAGAGGAUUUGUCCCACCGGAUGUGAAGCGUGGAGGGGAGGGUCACCUGGGGGAGAUGAUUAGCUAUGCGAAAUACAAGUAUAAGUUUGGAGACGAGUUCUUUCUCCUUUAUUAUGUCAAGUUUAGCUAUACGAUCAUCCAAUACAUUCUCAAGGAGCCGCGGGGUGACAGCGAAACCCCUAACACCCACUCUAGUGAGACCGACAAGUUGCUGAAGGCCGCGGGCGAUGUCUUGUACAAGCAGGUGCCGGGAAUCUUUGUUUAUGACCGCAUCUGGGCAAAGGACCUCACGCUCUUAAAGGAGGUACAGAAGAUGACUUGGGAUAAGGUCAUCCUGGAUGAGAAGAUGAAAGAGAGCUUGGUCCAAGUCAGCCAGAAAUUCUUUGACAGCAAAAACGUCUAUGAUAAUCUCGGAGUGCCAUGGAAACGAGGACUGCUCUUUCAUGGCCCACCGGGUAAUGGAAAGACGAUAACUAUCAAAGCUCUGAUGCGGACUCUCUCAUUGCGAGACCCACCAAUACCAACCCUCUAUAUCAAAUCCGCUCCAGGCACUUACUACAUCCAUUCUGUAUUCGACUUCGCUCGAUACAUGUCACCUUGCUUGUUAGUACUAGAGGAUGUUGAAACCAUUGUAACGCCAUCAACGCGAUCCUACUUCUUCAACGAGGUUGACGGGCUCGAGAACAACAAUGGCAUACUGACAGUAGCGUCGACCAACUUCCUGGACCAGCUCGACCCCGGCCUGAGCAAGCGGCCCAGCCGUUUCGACCGGAAAUAUCUGUUCCCUCUUCCCAACCUACACGAACGGGAGCUGUAUGCCGGCUACUGGCGUGAUAAAUUGAAGAAGAACAAUGUCAAAGUUUCCUUCCCGAAGAUGCUGUGCGCUCCCAUGGCCCGGAUCACAGACGGAUUUUCGUUUGCAUACAUGCAAGAGGCGUACGUGUCGUCCCUACUCGAAAUAGCGCGGGGAGACGACAUGCCCCGAGUCGUUGGGUUCCCUGAUGUUGAUGAUGACAACGAGCACGAACAUGACCCAUUGGAACAUCAUAUCCUCUGGCGCGUCUUCAAAGAGCAAGUCAAAAUCCUCCGUGACAACAUGGACGGCCAACAUGAAGAUAAACCCCCACUAUUGCCACGUCCACCUCCGAAUCAAGUCCCAUACGAGGAGUCACCAACUAUCAUUCCUGUGGAAAGCUCAGUCCUCGAUUUCCCUGGUGGUCGUGGUGGUCGUGGCGCUGGUUACCGAAAUAACAACAGCAGCCACAUACCCGCAUCAAUCUUCCUGGGAGGAAGGAACGAUCUCGACAGAGACUUGCAAGCCCGACAGUUCCUCCAACGGUGGGAGAAAUAUCCACAACGCAACGAAGCUGCAACCGAGUAUAGAGGCCUCAAUUACGGGUUGACAUGGAUGACGCACUGA